AUGGGGCGGCUCGCGGGCCUGCGCUGGCUCCUCGUCCUCGCGUGGGCGGCGGCGGGGGCGCUGGCCGCGGAGGAGGAUGGCAAGGCGGCCGUCGUGGCGCCGGGGCCGCGCCGGCACGCGUACGCGGCGAUGAUGUACAUGGGCACGCCCCGCGACUACGAGUUCUACGUGGCCACGCGCGUCAUGAUGCGCUCGCUGCGCGGCUUCGGCGCCGACGCCGACCGCGUGGUGAUCGCCUCGCUCGACGUCCCGCCGAGCUGGGUCCAGGCGCUGAAAGAUGAUGGUGUGAAGGUGGUCUCUGUGGAUAAUUUGAAGAACCCAUACGAAAAACAAGAUAACUUCAACUCACGAUUCAAGUUGACCUUAAAUAAGCUGUAUGCUUGGAGCUUAGUUUCCUAUGACCGAGUUGUUAUGCUAGACUCUGACAACAUGUUUCUCCAGAACACUGAUGAAUUAUUUCAGUGUGGCCACUUCUGUGCAGUCUUCAUCAACCCUUGCAUCUUUCAUACAGGCCUCUUUGUACUGAAGCCUUCUAUGGAUGUUUUUAAGAACAUGCUACAUGAGCUAGCUGUUGGGCGUGAAAACCCAGAUGGUGCAGAUCAGGGCUUCCUUGCUAGCUAUUUCCCAGACUUGCUUGAUCAGCCAAUGUUCCAUCCACCAGUUAAUGGCACCAAGCUUGAUGGAAAUUACCGCCUUCCUCUAGGCUAUCAGAUGGAUGCAUCUUAUUAUUAUUUGAAGCUCCGCUGGAGUAUCCCGUGUGGACCUAAUAGUGUGGUUACAUUUCCAAGUGCUCCAUGGAUGAAGCCAUGGUACUGGUGGUCUUGGCCAGUUUUACCUCUGGGACUUUCUUGGCAUGAACAACGUCGUGAAAACCUAGGGUAUUCAUCAGAGAUACCGAUGGCAUUAUUCCAGGCUCUACUGUACAUUGGAGUCAUCGCGGUGAACCGGCUAGCACGGCCCAGUUUGUCGAAGCUCUGCUACAACAGAAGAAUGGAGAAAAGCACCAUGUUCUUACUCACCACGCUCAGAGUAGUGGCAGCAUGGUCCAUACUUGCAGCCUACACCAUUCCCUUCUUCCUCGUCCCACGGACCGUCCAUCCGCUGCUAGGCUGGCCACUAUACCUGCUCGGCUCUUUCUCCCUCUCUUUGAUCGUCAUCAACUUCUUCCUCCUCCACCCCCUUGCCGUCCUCACGACAUGGUUCGGGAUCAUCGGCACGCUCUUUGUGAUGGCAUGCCCAUGGUACACGAACGGCGUCGUCAGGGCGUUGGCGGUGUUCGCGUACGCGUUCUUCUGCGCGCCGGUGGUCUGGGCGUCCUUGGUCAAGAUAAUGAGCUCCUUGCAGGUCCUGAUCGAGAGGGACGCCUUCAGGCUGGGGGAGCCUAACCAGACGGCCGAGUUCACCAAGCUUUACUGA
This is a messenger RNA of Triticum turgidum subsp. durum (durum wheat), 1416 nucleotides long. The record is from the annotation of a GenBank genome assembly. NCBI's taxonomy places the organism in Eukaryota, Viridiplantae, Streptophyta, Magnoliopsida, Poales, Poaceae.